GUUGAUGGGUAUUCCCCUUACUAUUGUGACAAAAUACGAAAGUUUGUUUUGUUAUUAAAGACAUAAUGGAAAUAUUUGGGGUUUUCCGGGCUGUAAAAUACGGUAAAUAAAUCUUUCGUAUCAUUAAAACCGCAUAGUUUUUGUUUCAUUUUUUGGGCAUAUCGCCAACUCUGAGCAUAUGCUGCCUUGAAUUACGAACGAGAUGGAUUUAGUGCCCGGCAAAACGAAAGUUCGUAAGCAAGCUUCGGUUUGCAAGAAUCACACAGUUGAUGUGUUUUCUAGCAGACCACAAACAAAACAAGUGAAGUUUCCUCAAAUUGAGAAAAAUGGAGCAAACGGGAAACCUGAGAUGACUUUGGAUCCAACCCGAUUAAGUUCAGCGAGUAAACUACUCACGAAGAAACAACAAUGUGCUUUCUUCGAAGCGUUUGAAUUUUUUGAUCAUCGUCGAAACGGUCGAAUCAGCAGUGAGGAAUUCGUUGAAACGCUUCGUCGAGUAGGAGUUCCCGUCAACGAGAAAGUGGUUUAUGACCUCAUAGUUGCUCAGGAUGAGAAUGGAAAUGGAGAAAUGGAUUUUGAGGAAUAUUUGAACUUUAUGACGAAUGAAGAUAUUUUUAUGUCACUUAUCGGUGGGAACCAGGAACCUGGAAAACCUGAUGAUAAAGAUGUUCUCAUGUAUCAGGUGAUGUCUAAGUUCAUCAAACGUAGCGAACUCUCUGAAUCACAAAGGAUGGAAAUUGUUGGAUAUUAUACAAGGAAGUUGAGAAAAGCUGCCAAGAAGCAUAUCCUCAUGCACGCUGCCCAUGUCGUGCAUCAUUAUGCUAAUGGUGCUAGAUCACUUGGUUUGACAGAGAAAGAGAUUUUUAAUCAGAUCGAAACAAUUAAGCAACUCGCACAAAAUGAAGGAGAUGAGAAAAAGAAGAACAGUCCGUACGCUCAUCCUAUUCAACUUAUUUUGACACCAAUAUCCAUCACAAAGUCAAAUCGAAACAAGUUAACACAGCCUGGUUGGAACACACCACAGAUAUCAGCUUAUGGUGUUCGGCUGCCUAGGAUUAAUGUAUCAGAAUCAAAAACCUUUGAAAACGUUCACGAUAUUCGGAAAAAAGUAGAAACUGUUAAGGAGGAUUAUUACUGGGAUCUCUCAAAAGCUCAGCGUAAAAACUUUAAUUCUUUGUUAAAAGACCUUCAUAUUCGAAACAUACCAACAAACAGACUUCAAACUAUGAUGAAAGGAAUAUUUGAUGUUUAUACUGCAAGUAGAUUAACUGGUUGCCGAGGAAGACAUGGUGUUACAGCGAAAACCAAUUCCGGAAAAAAGGAUUUUUACAGCAGUCGUAGUCACCUUAAAGCUCCACAUAACAGCACUACCCAAUCCUCCAAACCAAGAUUUGUCAGCGCUGGCAUUUAACUUGUUCCAAAAAUAUUUUCAUUUUUAUUUAUUUUUUUUUUUUUUUCAUAAAAUAAAUCGAAUAAAAUCGCCGGGGAGUAAAAC
This is a messenger RNA of Ciona intestinalis (vase tunicate), 1495 nucleotides long. RefSeq lists its product as uncharacterized. NCBI's taxonomy places the organism in Eukaryota, Metazoa, Chordata, Ascidiacea, Phlebobranchia, Cionidae. The record is from RefSeq and is a predicted model, not a curated record. Gene Ontology annotation, molecular function: calcium ion binding.